AUGCUAAAGGAAGGCACAGUCCUUUCUUUGAUUUCUCGGGCGAAGGCAAAAGGUCAAGACGCAGACAAAUUUUCUCAGUCAAAUGUUCAAAAAGUGGGUGACACGAAAUCAAAAUCAGGGAAAACUACCCAGGGGGAUGGUAUUCAUAGUGUCGUCGCUCUAAUCUAUGAACAAUACGAACGCAUGCUCAGGCUAAACAACAGCUUGGACUUUGACGACUUGCUCGUGUAUGGAGUGAAACUUUUCUCAGGAUAUCGUGAUUCAGCGCAAUGGUGCAGACAUGUUCUCGUGGACGAAUUCCAAGAUACGAAUAUUAUGCAGUACGAGCUCAUGCGUUUCCUCGCUGCCGCUAGCGGUUGCAUUACUGUAGUAGGGGACCCUGAUCAGUCUAAUAAGCUGCGCAUCCCAAAGAAGCUCCAUACCUCUUACCAGUUAGGACCCCGUCCAAUGCUACGAUCCUUUGUGUCGGAACAUGAAGAAGCGGCAUUUUUGGCGGUCGAAAUCAAGAGGAUAGUUGCUUUAGCGGGCGGUAUGCUUCACUACGGUGAUUUUGCGGUACUUCUUCGAUUCAAUGCCAUCUCACGCACUAUUGAAAACGCCCUGCAGAAAGAACGCAUACCAUGUCGGAUUUUAGGUGGUCACAAAUUUUUCGAACGAUCUGAGGUUUGUGAUGCUCCACCACAGGAAGACAAUGUAGCCUGA
This is a messenger RNA of Serpula lacrymans var. lacrymans S7.9, 702 nucleotides long. RefSeq lists its product as uncharacterized. Bases 1 to 702 code for a protein of 233 amino acids. Lineage: Eukaryota; Fungi; Basidiomycota; Agaricomycetes; Boletales; Serpulaceae. The record is from RefSeq and is a predicted model, not a curated record. Gene Ontology annotation, molecular function: 3'-5' DNA helicase activity; ATP binding; DNA binding. The transcript is spliced from 4 exons. Gene Ontology annotation, biological process: recombinational repair. Gene Ontology annotation, cellular component: nucleus.